CACAAAAGUACACAACAUCAAUAACUUGUUAACACUUUCAUCACAUGACAUUUCUUACUAAAUUUAAAAGUAAAUCUAACUUAUUACUUUUGAUUGUUUUGGAUAGCAACAUCAAAAACUUGGAAAUUGGAAUAACUGUAAAAUAGCAGAAAAAAUGUAGAAUAGAAAUAGGAAUAAACUGAGUUUUGAGAAUGGUGUUUUUUAUAAUCACAAUUGUUAUAUCAACCAGUUACUUGAACAACGUAGUUGCCAGUAUAACAACAUAUUAUCUGGCUCCACACUGCGGACAGACUAUAGACCUGAUAGAUACAGGUGCAAUCCUUCUGAAGCUUAUCGCAGGAGGAGUCCAGCCGGACAUGAAAUGUUAUCGACUGAUUACUUCAUCCCAAACCGGGGACCGAAUCAUGCUUUACUUCAAGGAUAUCAACAUUGCACGGAGUAAAGGAUGUGCAAUGGACUGGCUAGAAUUGCAUGACGGAAGGACUUUUGAUUCACCUUAUGUGUCAGGUUUAGACAGAAAUUUGUGCGGCAAUUCCAUAAACAACACUGUGCAUUCAACUAAUGGCAGCAACCUCUACGCUUUUUUUAGAAGUGGCCAGUCAGUGACGACUAAAGGAUUUGACUUGGUAAUAACACGGUACCACACAGGUACGUGCAUCAAAGGUGAAUAUACUUGCCAAAAUGGCCGCUGUAUCUCAGAAAGUUUGAUCUGUAAUGGAUAUAAUCCGUGCGGGGAUGAUUCCGAUUGUAGAUCAUCUACAACGCGAAGUACCACUAUACCUACAACGCGAAGUACCACUGUACCUACAACGCGAAGUACCACUUUACCUACAACGCGAAGUACCACUGUACCUACAACGCGAAGUUCUACUGUACCUACCACGCAAAGUACUACUGUACCUACCACGCGAAGUACUUUACCCACUUCACGUACAACGCCAGGUACUACUCUACCGGAUCAUCUUGGUCAUGUACAUCGUACGACUGGAGAGAUUGUUGCCAUUGUCUUUGGAUCGAUUGCUUUCCUUUCUGUAAUGGUGUGCAGUAUAUUAUAAUGCAGGAGACGACGCCGGCGCUUGAAUAGAUUUAAUUAUCAGCUGGCUGUGGGUUGAGUUACGACAACGACAAAUACAGCAAGUCGACAAAAUCGGGCUACAUUUUUCGAGCCAGCCAUAACAUAUAAUGAAGCUUGCAAUUUAUUCCAAUUCAAGUGCUCCAUGUUUUCAACAUUUGUAAUACGUAUUAACAAAUUUAGAUAUAUUUGAUUUCUUUAAUUGACACUUUUUUCAUACAAGGCAGUGAAAAACAAAAACGGUGUAUCUACAUCCUUUUCAAAAUAUCACGGUAACAAUAUGUUAAACAUAGUUAAACAAAUUUAAGAUGAUAAAUUUUCACUUGUGGGCAAA
This is a messenger RNA of Mercenaria mercenaria, 1406 nucleotides long. RefSeq names its product low-density lipoprotein receptor class A domain-containing protein 2-like. Lineage: Eukaryota; Metazoa; Mollusca; Bivalvia; Venerida; Veneridae. The record is from RefSeq and is a predicted model, not a curated record. The coding region runs from base 192 to 1055 and encodes 287 amino acids. Gene Ontology annotation, molecular function: protein binding. The transcript is spliced from 6 exons.